AAAAAUCAAACAAACAGUAUCCAACAGUCACAAAUUCCAGAUCUUUCUACUACCUUCUUUCUUUUUCUCUGUGGGCGCUCACCUUCUUCUUUAUAUUCUUCUCCUUCACAAUUACAACUCUUAUCUGUUUUCUACGCCCUAGAUCAUUUCAUUCUUUAAUUCUUUCUUUGUCUCUCCUUUUCUUUCUUCAACUAUCUCAAAAAUGGCCUCUGGAACUGAUUUACCUGAAUUAUCUUCAGCUUUUGAGAGAAUAUUAACGCAAAGAGACCUCUCUUUAUUUUUGCCUUUCUUUUUAGGCUUCGCCACCACGACAACCACCUCUGAGAGAGAAAACCCAGAUCAAGAACCGCCACAAACUGCCACCCCAGGUGAAAGAAUCAUCCUUAUAAACCCUUUUACUCAAGGAAUGGUAGUGAUUGAAGGAACUGCAAAUUUAGAUUCUUUACUUAGAGAUUUAGGUAGCAAGAGUGGUCAGCCACCUGCCUCAAAGGCUUCAAUAGAGGCUAUUCCUAGUGUUGAAAUUAAAGAAACUGGAGGCGAUAAGGAUAGUGAGUGUGUGAUUUGUUUGGAGGAGUGGGAGAUUGGUGGGUUGGCUAAAGAGAUGCCUUGUAAGCAUAGGUUCCAUCGCAAUUGUAUCGAAAAAUGGUUGGGGAUUCAUGGGUCUUGUCCUGUUUGCAGGUAUAAGAUGCCUGUUGAUGAAGUGGAGUUGGAAAAGAAAAGAGAUGAAGAAGAAGGAGAAGGGAGAGAUAGAAGGAGAUUUGAAAGAGAAAUUUGGGUUAGUUUUUCUUUUAAUAGUAAUAGGAGAAGUCAGGAAUCAAAUCAGAGUCCUCCAACUCAAAAUUCUAAUGAUUCCUCUUCGUCAAGUCCAACACUUGAUUAAGAUAUGGAGGGUUAGAUGAAUUUUUCUAAGAAUAUGCAAUUUUUUUUUUUCACUGUAUUUUUGGUGUGUCUUUGAAUCGCUUGUAUAUAGUUUACAUUUCUGAUUGGAUAAUAAAUAAACAAAUAUGUAUAAUUAUUUUCUUCCA
Molecule: messenger RNA, 1025 nt
Organism: Jatropha curcas
Lineage: Eukaryota; Viridiplantae; Streptophyta; Magnoliopsida; Malpighiales; Euphorbiaceae
Product: E3 ubiquitin-protein ligase MPSR1
Biological process (GO): protein ubiquitination
Cellular component (GO): cytoplasm
Molecular function (GO): ubiquitin protein ligase activity
Source: RefSeq, a predicted model, not a curated record